Molecule: messenger RNA, 729 nt
Organism: Aspergillus heteromorphus CBS 117.55
Lineage: Eukaryota; Fungi; Ascomycota; Eurotiomycetes; Eurotiales; Aspergillaceae
Exons: 1
Source: RefSeq, a predicted model, not a curated record
CAGAAUCUCACCAGACUCGCCCGCAUCCGAGACAACCAGCGCAGGAGUCGGGCGCAGAAGCAAACACACACGCGCGAGCUGGAGCAGAAGUUGGCGACGGUACAGGAACAAGCCCGUUGCAGAGACGUGGAACAGAGAUUGGCUGUCCAGAAGCUGGAGGCGGAGAAUAGAAAGCUGAGAUGUCUGCUGUCUCGCAUGGGUCUACCGCUAGAUGCCAUUGAAGAGUAUUUGCAGGCUGUCGAUAACCCGAACGUAGCUCAGAAACUGGCCAUUCCGAGUAUUCACCGCCGCUCGGAGGGGCAUUCUCAGGAGCAAGAGAUGCAUGCGUGUUCGUCGAGGGAAGGCACGAUCAAUGCUAUCUCGAACUCACGACACUUUGGGAUUUCAAGUACGAGACAUGAAGCGGAAACCACUGCACGAUCUUCCCUAGAGACUUCACUUCACAACGAGCCACCAUCUGAUGGACCCGGACCGGGAGAACAAUCCGUAUGUGGCUGCACGCCUAACGAAGACACAGCAACGUGGCCCACAAACGAGGACGUCUUGAACACCACUCUCUGCGCAAUUGCAGAUGAGCUAAUCAGCCAAUACAACACACGCGGGGUGGAUAUGGCUGAGAUCCGCCGGAAACUCUGGGCUGGGUUUUCCAAAGGCUUGACUACGGAUGAAGGAUGCAGAGUGCAGAACCAGAUCCUGUUCCAAGUUCUGGAUGAGAUCAGCAACAACUAA